AUGGUCUUCAGAGGUUUUUGCGUAGGAAUCGGCGAGUUCCUCACUUUUGCCGCUGUGGUGCUUUGCGUGUUUGCAAACAUCGGUCAGCUGACCAACAACAUUGUCACGCGCAACAUCCGGUACGUCUCGGUGGACACUUCGGGGCUUGGUGAUGCUCUCUCGCGCAGCGGUCGAUCGGUGAGCAACCUGUACGCGUCGAGUGCAUCCUCGCCGGUCGGUCAGGGCAACGGUUUGAAGCAAGACUACCAAUGGGGUCUGUACAGCUACUGUGCUGGCCAAGAAUCGGGCUCGCAACGAGCUUGCAGCGAGCGCAGCUUUGGGUUUGAAUUCGUGCCCGUGGAAGCUAUCCUUGCGGAUGCUCCUCAGGAUGCGCGUCAGCCGAUCCGCGAGCUAUUGCCUGAGGGCACGUUCAGUAACUCCAAGUACCUCGGUGACUACUCUAAGCCGGCCAUGUACCUGAUCUUUAUCGGAUCGUGCUUGGCUGCGCUCGCAUGGAUCUCGGGACUGGUCUCGCACCGAUUCGCAUUUCUCGGCGCCGCGUUCCUUUCGCUUCUGUCCGCACUCACUCUGGGUGUAGGUGCUGCUCUACUGACCGCUAUUUACGUCAAGGCCAAGGACUCGAUCAACAACGCUCAGUACGGUAUUGUGCUUAACUACGGCAACGCUCUCUGGCUCACCUGGGCCGCUUUUGUCGCUGUGGCGCUCUCGAUCGUCCCCUACAUCAUCUCGUGCUGCACUGGCCGAUCCGACGACUACUAA
This is a messenger RNA of Mycosarcoma maydis (corn smut), 759 nucleotides long. RefSeq lists its product as uncharacterized. Gene Ontology annotation, biological process: fungal-type cell wall organization. The record is from RefSeq and is a predicted model, not a curated record. The coding region runs from base 1 to 759 and encodes 252 amino acids. Lineage: Eukaryota; Fungi; Basidiomycota; Ustilaginomycetes; Ustilaginales. Gene Ontology annotation, cellular component: cell cortex of cell tip; plasma membrane. The transcript has 2 exons.